CAAAGCCGGUGCUCAGAGAGGGAAGACGAAGUUAUGACAAGACACCAUCAUCCCUACCCAAGGCUGUCCAGCUAGGCUGAUUUUGGCACACACCAGUAUUCAAUGAUGGAAAUCAAGCUAGAGCAAAGUGAGGAGGUACCAUCCACAACAAGACCUUCUCCAGAGGAGCUAUGCUUGAAACAACAUGGCUGCCCCAAUAGAUGGCCAGAGACCCGCCUGUCUCACAAGACCCUGUGUCAGCUUCUAGCCCGGCACCCAACAGAUGUGAAUGGUGCUACCACACAGUCACCUCAGUCCCCAACUAAGGCGGACAAAUUCUUCCUAGAGGAAAACAACAAUAUCACAUAUGACGUUGAAGGGGUAUCAUGCCCUGGAGAUGACACUGCAGAGGACAAACGAAUGAAUGCAAACAGUCAUGGACAUAACCGGAAUUCUAGUAGAUCUACCAACGGCAGUGUUGUGACUUCGGGUGACAGUUGGACAUCAGAUGUUUCAGCUAGUCCAGGCCAAAGUGGAGGUCCUACUCGGCAGCCUCAUCAAGGCAUGCUGAGUGGCCGUCCAUCUAGCCAGGUCCAAGAAUCCUCGACUCACACAUCAACCAUGUUAGCUUCUGCAGGCUCCCCGGCCAACUUGUCCGGGAUUUUCCGAACACCUGCAACUCAUGUGGAUUCCACUCAGAGGCAUUUGUCAACAGGAAGUCAGUUCUCAACUCUUUACUCUUCCACAGGUGGAGGUGGUGGAGGAGGGGGAGGGUCAUCUCCUUACUCUAACUUACAUGGGGCUCAUCAAGCUGCUGUGGUGGCUGCGCAGGGCUCACACAUGCAAGCUCCGUACAGUGCUUUCUAUCCCCAAUUUCCAUCUCACAGCGGAUAUACACAUCGGUCAAUGUUGGCUGCCCACUACCCACACAUAGAGUCCUACUCAGCUGUCCUACAGAGUAUGGGCAGCCAGGUCCAACACGCCUCUCAAACCCAGCUACCUCGCAACUCGUACCUUCCCGGUCAGAUACCUCAGUACUCGAUCCUUGGGGGCAAUCAAAGAUCCCUAUCUGUGUCCACCUCUCCAGGCCCCCAGGUAGCCCCUCGUCACUCUCCCGCGUCGGGGCAGCACUCUGGGGAAUCAGCAGCUAGAGAUAUAAAAUCUCCCCUGAAGUACGAACGGGACAUGGAGGGGCACUCAGGGGGGCGUGAAUAUUCACCACAUUACAAAGAGGACCGAACACACAGUCUUUCAUCCAUCGAACUCGGCAGCGGGGGCAAGUCUGUGUCAUUUAAAGACUUGCCUCCCCGUCACGACUCUCUGUGUAGUAAGGAUCAGAGUGACUAUAAAGUGCCUAGUGGAAAGGAAGGCAGUCGCAAACACCGAAUAUUGACUCGACCCUCGGACAGCGUCAUAGAGAGUUCCUCCAUAGAUGUACAAAGUGGCUCAUAUAGCAGCAAUAGAUCAUCAGAUCAACCGUCCCCAAAACGAUCAAAGACAGGCUACGGAGCCUCAUUGCCCAACCCCCACGGGGCAAGUGUGGAGCAGGGUGUGGUUGAGGUCGGCGCAGGCGCCCCCCAGUCCUCAAAUCUCCACUACCCCCCUCACUUCAUGAAGGGGUCAAUUAUACAGCUAGCUAACGGAGAACUGAAACGUGUUGAAGAUCUGCAAACAGAUGACUUUGGACAAAGUGCUGAUAUCAGUAGUGAUCUCAAAAUAGAUUCCAGUACGGUGGUGCGCAUGGAAGAAAAGAGUGAUGGUAGCACGGUCGUCCUGGGUUUUGUGGUGGGCGAACACCGAGUACAGGUAACUGUGGAAGCUACAGUGGAACACCCGUUCUUUGUGUUUGGGCAAGGCUGGUCCUCCUGCGACCCCGACAAGACCCUGGAGCGGUACGGCUUAGAGUGUCAUAGACUGUCAGUGGGGGAUAUCUGUAUAUCUCUCACGCACAAGGAGGUCACCGCACGCGGCGCUGAGAUAUCACAACAGCAGUUACGCCAUCAGGAGGAGAACAAGCAUCUACAGCAAGGCAGAUCCCCAACAUUGACUUUCCAAACCCCAAGGUCAAUAAACAAGUGUUCACAAAGUCAAGGUGAAAUGUAUUUUAAUGUGUCAACAGCAGACAGCGUGGAAAAGAGUCCACAAAAUUCUCCGAUGGACACAGAUAUAAAUCAGGACCAGCAUCUGGUGGAUAGUAGGCCACCACGGAAACGCCACUGGUCAUCAUCUGACCACAAUAAUGACAGUGUUCACAAUGACCAGAAGAAACAAGAAUAGUCCUAAAGUACCAGAUCAAGAUCAGGAACAAAUUUUAUUAUUGUUAUGACACAAUUUCUUUUCAUAUGGAUUUUAUUAUUUAACAUAUUCAUGUUGCCCACAGAUCUUUGUCUGCUCAUCUGCUUAUGUUAUACUUUAGAUGUAAGAAGUGUCACCCUGGCCUUGGGUUAGUGGUAUACCGGUUUAAACAUUCCCGUCUCCCACACCCAAAGAUGGUAGCCAUUUGAAUGGAUACAAUUAGAUUAUUGUAUACAACCAGACUCGACAGAGGUUUCAGAUCCGUAGCCAACUAAAUGUAUUAUAAAACCCUAGAACUCCUACACGACUGCCAGUGGGUAUAUCAUUCUGUUGCAUAUUAAAUAUUUUGUUUUGCCAAAAGAUUGAUAGAUAAAAGCAUUAUAAGGAUUGAAGCAUUAUCUGUGAUGUGAGGGGACUAUAUGGCUGCCUGUUGAUAGAUAAACCAGCUGAUGAAUGCUGUCAGCCUACCCAGCACAAGAGUUAUAGUGACCCAGAUAUUGAUCCGGCUCUGGUAGCCUCUUGUAUUAUUGGGAUCAGCGUGACACUUGUUACUUUCUAUGACAGCUUCUUGCAUUGAUGUAUAUGUCAUUUCUUUCCAUAUGAUUGAUGAUGCAAAAUGUAAGCUAGCUUCAAUUGGCUUAUGAUGAUGUUGCGUUUUACAACUGUACUGACCCUCUUUUCAUUAUUCAAUGCAAUUUUGUUCUAGUUUACACAUUUUCAGUUGCUGUUUUUCCUACAUGCUACUAGUGUGUUCAUUUACAAAUGGCCCAUGAAUCAUAGAAUGAAAAACAUGACAAGUAAUUUACUUAAAAUUCCUUCAAUUCAAAAUAACAACCGCAAACAAAUGAAAAACAAUUGAUCAGAUUAUUUUACUAAAGAAUAACAACACAACCCGAUGGUGUAGAGUGUAACCCCGGUGACCUGACGUCUGCUCACUAUAUCAAUCAAGUUACUUACACAAGUAGUCCACAACAAGGGUGUAACCAGACUAGUUUAUGGGUAUAUUAUUUACACUGGUACUGGUGUGUCCCUAGAUCUGAUACAACAAACCCUAUACUAUAGAUAUAUGGAGCUUUUCUAUUUUGUAAAACUGUUUGUGUGUAGAAAGUUGAGGGACUUGUUAAUCCUAUAGUUUGGUCAGGUUAUUCGGAGAGGAAUUUUAAAGUGAUUUGGUUGUCAUAAAUGUAAUGGGGUUUUAGAUUUACCGAUGAGAAUGGUAAUGUCUAGAGAUGGGAGUAGAGAUCUGACACACAUAUAUUACAUAUCAAAUAUCUCGAGCCCUGUCUGGUACACAGUGGAGUCACUGCCUGUUUUACCAUGCUGUAAUCAGAUAAAUCAGUCUAAAAUAAAUUGAAAUCAAUAUUGUAAGUUAAUCAAUUAGAUAUUUGCCAAAAUUCAAUUUUUAAUAGAUUUCGAUUUUCAAUUAAUUACAGCUUGAGAUGGGGUUUUUUUUUCACAGUUUAUAUUGUGAGGGCUUCUUUUAUGAUGAAAAAUUUAUUUUCACUUGUUAAAAUCUGAUGUAUGAGCUAUUCACUAGAUGUACAGUAAACCAAUCGGUUCUUUAAGUUACAUAAUACAAACAAAUGUGUAGUCGUGUAAUAUUGGGUCCACAACUAACACAAUAAUCAAAACCAAGUCUAGCAUAUACAACAGACAGUAUGAUGUAAAUCUGUACGGUUUUACACUCUAUGUAUGCAGAACAGGUACAGGCUAUGACGAGUGUAAACUCUACCAUCGUACCAGUAUGAUGAGUGUAAACUCUACUGU
This is a messenger RNA of Pecten maximus, 4041 nucleotides long. Its product is annotated as ataxin-1-like. Gene Ontology annotation, biological process: regulation of DNA-templated transcription. The transcript has 4 exons. The record is from RefSeq and is a predicted model, not a curated record. The coding region runs from base 103 to 2256 and encodes 717 amino acids. NCBI's taxonomy places the organism in Eukaryota, Metazoa, Mollusca, Bivalvia, Pectinida, Pectinidae. Gene Ontology annotation, molecular function: protein binding; RNA binding.